Gryllus bimaculatus (two-spotted cricket) is the source of this 501-nucleotide messenger RNA. The record is from the annotation of a GenBank genome assembly. NCBI's taxonomy places the organism in Eukaryota, Metazoa, Arthropoda, Insecta, Orthoptera, Gryllidae.
AUGGGACUGCUUGUCGACGGCAAGUUCAGCCAGGAGAACGCGGUAAAGAUCAUGAAGGAGAAGCUGGAGGAGAAGCCAGACGAAAUCGAGAAGCACAUGCAGCUCAUCGAGAAGUGCAACGACGAAGUUGCGUCCCACGACAACAAGUGCGAAACGGGCCCCAAACUGCUGGAGUGCUUCAAGACCUUUGCCCCGGGCUGCUUCGUUGGCUGCUUGUUCGAGGAAGUUGGAAUGCUGAACGGCGGCAGCUUCAACCGCGCCACCACGGAAGCGCUGGCCAGAGCCAAGCUGCAGGAGAAACCGGAGGAGCUCGACAAGUACAUGCAGCUCAUCGAGAAGUGCAGCGACGAAGUGGCAUCACAUGAUAACAACUUGGCAUCGUUUUGGCUGGAUCGGCAUAAGAAGGAGAAAGAAGAGACUUUGGCACAUCCAGAAGACAACGACGCACGGCAGAACAGCAUAGUGGCCCAGACCACAAUGAACUUAGUGAAUUUCCACAAU